Cornus florida is the source of this 1797-nucleotide messenger RNA. Its product is annotated as putative B3 domain-containing protein Os03g0621600. The record is from RefSeq and is a predicted model, not a curated record. The transcript is spliced from 9 exons. Bases 1 to 1797 code for a protein of 598 amino acids. NCBI's taxonomy places the organism in Eukaryota, Viridiplantae, Streptophyta, Magnoliopsida, Cornales, Cornaceae. Gene Ontology annotation, molecular function: DNA binding.
AUGGUUGGCACUAGGAAGAGGAUAGGGUCCGUGAUGAAAGCAAAGACGGGCCCAAGGCCGAGGAAGGUUACUCCGGCGAUUCCCCUGAGAAGGUCGAUCAAGAAGGAAGAAUUGGAAAAUAAGGAAUUGAUUCCAAUGGGUGUUGCUUCGGAGUACACGUUAAGGAAGAGGAUUCCAAAAAAGUUUAUUACAAGUCAUGGAAACAAUCUGUCAAAUCCUGUAUUCCUCAAGGUUCCAACUGGUGCUGUAUGGACAAUAGAGUUGGUACAUUCUGAUGGGGAUGUUUGGCUGCAAAAUGGCUGGAAAGAAUUCAAAGAGUACUAUUCUAUAGAUUAUGGACACAUGUUGGUAUUUAAGUACGAUGGAAAUUCCCAUUUUCAUGUUCAUAUAUUUGAUACGAGUGCAUCAGAGAUAGAAUACCCAAGUGAUGCUUAUGUUGAACAAACCAACAACAACAUGGGAUGCCAAAUGCCCAAUACGGAUGCUAUUGAGGUUGGUGAUUCUGUCGAAAUCUUGAAUCAUUUUCCAACAUACCAGACAAGGGAGGAAAUUAAUGGGGUGAAGUCUGACGAAUGCAGCGGAAGCAUGGCUACUAUAUCAAGGAACCUGCAUAACAAGUCUCCUGAAAGAAGGCCUAAAGUGUCUGCUGAUGAAAAAAAGAGAGCCCUUGGAAAAGCCAAAGCUUAUAAAUCGAAAGAUCCCUUUUUCGUGGUUGUCAUGCAACCAUCUUAUGUUGAAGGCAGAUGCAAUUUGAAUAUACCGGUUGCCUUUGCCAGGAAAUAUUUGUCUCAUAACCAGAGAAUCAUACUUGGGGAUUCCAAUGGGACAACAUGGUCUGCUGAGUGCUGUUUUGUGUCAGGAUGGGCAAAACUCAGUUCUGGUUGGAAAUCAUUCGCAUCGGACAAUCAUCUUCAAGUAGGUGAUGUUUGUGUCUUUCAGCUCACUGAGGGCAUCCAAACUACGCUGAAAGUCAUCAUAUUUCCUGCCAAAAAGUUCUCUUUCUCUGAUAAGUCCCCACAGUUCUUCAAAGUUUAUAUCCCGGAACAGAGCUCUCAACGACUGCGAAUUCCACCAGCAUUCCUUAAGCAUUUUGAUGGAGUUUUACCUUCCAAGUCUAUAAUUAGGAGUCAUGCAAGCAGAUCGUGGCGGGUUGAAGUGAGAAAGGUUGAUAACAAUCUGUAUUUUGAAAAGGGUUGGCAUGAAUUUGUGGAAGACAAUUCAUUAGAGUUCGGAGAUUUCCUAGUAUUUUGUUAUGGUGGUGAUUCAAUCUUUUUUGUUAAAGUAUUUGGUAAAAAUGGCUGUCACAAGGAGCUGCAAAAAAUUAAUAGAACUUCACAUCGGAGGGGUUUCAUGGCUGUUCAAGAGAAUGAUAAAUCUCUGAAACCUCCUGGGAAGUCUCUCUCUUCAUACCCUUCCUUCCAAGUUGUAAUGCAGAAAGCUUAUGUGGACAAGAGUUUUCUGAUACCAAGCAUUAGAAACCAGAAUACUUAUAUGCAGCAUUUACCAAUUGUGAUAUGGUGCACUAACAAACAUGCCUCAAAACUGAUAACUCAUAUACCAUUGAGCUUCGUCAUGAGCUACAUCAAAAAGGGUAGACAGGAUGCUAUUCUUCGCGUUUCAGCAAAGUCAUGGGAUGUGAAAUUGAUUCGUCUUAUGAAUGGCGUAUACAGGAUUGGUAGAGGUUGGCGCGCAUUUUGUAAGGAUAACACACUGCAAGUGGGAGAUGUUUGUGUCUUUGAGCUAAUUGAGAGAGAUGAUUUUGUGCUAAAAGUCUCUGUUUCGAGAUCUAGUAAUUGA